AUGCUCUGGACGCCUGUUUGGGUUGCACCUGCGCAGCUGCCCACCCCAGCAACAUCGUCAAGUCCUGUCCGAGCUUUCCGGAAGCCACGAAGGAGUUAUGGAGCAGGUGCAUGGCUCGGAGCUGGGCUGGCGGUCACAGCGCGGGUCGUGCGCCGUGCUUCCGACACAGACGCUGCGUCCAACCAGCGGUUGGUCGACAAUCUUCAGCGUCAGGUAGCCAGGUUGGAAGAAGAAAACCGGCAGCUUCAAGCUGAAGUGUUAGCUGCAAAGAGCAGUUUUCCAGCUGAAGAUGUCGAACAGUCGGCAGCCUCCGUGAGCUUGCCAGGACGGUUCGCGUUUCCGAAGGCAGACCUCCCAUUUCCGCUGCAGUCGCUUCGAUUGGUGCCUCCAGAGCAGGGACUUGAGUACAGAGAGGAAGAAGGCGACUGGAUUUCUCUCUUCAGGAAUGCGGCACCUUACAUAGCAGCCUUCAGGGGUGGUACCGUGGUGGUGCACCUGCCCUCGUUCAUGCUGGAGGAUGACAUGCAGGAGACAUUCCGUGGCCUCAUGGAGGAUGUCGCCUUUUGCUCUUUGCUCGGGCUGCAGAUGGUGCUCGUCACCUCCAUCGAGUGCAGGCUUUGGCAACGGUUGCGACCCGAUGAGGCCUUCCCGUCCAGCGAUGGUUCUGGGACAAAGGCAAGCAGUCAAUGUUGGGCACUCCGAUUGAUGUCGAUUCUGCUGGGUGAUGUAUGCCGUCGUACACAUCCGGCUGUAUCGGCUCAAGAACAAGCAGCCGCCAUGUUGUUCGAGCCGGGGGUGCGCACUGCAUGGUGCAUGCAGUUCAUGCGGAUGCAGGCGGGGCAGGGACAGCCAGAGACGGCCAUUGACAGCGAGACGGAGUCUGCAGUGCAAAGCAUCAAGAGCUUUCUGAAGGCAUAA
Molecule: messenger RNA, 918 nt
Organism: Symbiodinium natans
Lineage: Eukaryota; Dinophyceae; Suessiales; Symbiodiniaceae
Source: the annotation of a GenBank genome assembly